UUUCAUUUAUUCUCUCGAUUGAAUUUCGUCUCUCUCAUCUCUGUCUACCCUAAUACACUGUAUAAUGGUUGCUCACAGCUUAAUACCUUCCGGUAUAUCCCGCGCGAAGCACCCUUGCAAUCGAUUUAAACCUCUCAAAACCUUGACAACAUCAUCAUCAUCAUCAUCUCUAGCUCCCGAAUUGGAACCCUCGUCUUCUUCGGGGUCAGGUUUGGUUUCGGAUUCGGAUUCGUUUUUGGUGGAGAAAAUCUGUUUCAGUUUGAAGCAAGGUAAUUGUAAUGCGGGCUCUUUGCGAAAUCACCUGAUUCGAUUAAACCCUUUAGCCGUCGUUGAGGUUUUGUACCGUUUCCGCAAUGAUUUAAGUCUAGGUCAGAGGUUCGUGGAUCAAUUAGGUUCCAAUUUCCCGAAUUUCAAGCAUACAUCUUUGUCUUUAAGCGCAAUGAUCCAUAUCCUGGUGAGGUGUGGAAGAUUAUCGGAUGCACAGGGUUGUCUUCUUAGGAUGAUUAGGAGAAGUGGCGUUUCAAGGGAAGAGGUUGUGAAUUCCUUGGUCUCAACGUUUAAUAACUGUGGUUCGAAUGAUUCGGUUUUCGAUUUGUUGAUUAGGACUUAUGUGCAGGCUAGAAAACUAAGAGAAGCACACGAGGCUUUUAAGUUGCUGCGAAGCAAAGGCUACGUGGUUUCUAUCGAUGCGUGUAACGCUCUCAUCGGGAGCUUGGUGAGGAUCGGGUGGGUAGAAUUGGCUUGGGGAGUUUAUCAGGAGAUUUCUCGGAGUGGCAUCGGCAUUAAUGUUUACACUCUCAAUAUCAUGGUCAAUGCAUUGUGCAAAGAUGAUAAAAUGGAUAAAGUCGGAACCUUUUUGUCCGAAGUGCAAGAGAAGGGAGUUUAUCCGGAUAACGUAACAUAUAACACAUUGAUUAGCGCAUACUCUAGUAAAGGUCUCAUGGACGAGGCAUUUGAGCUGAUGAAUGCUAUGCCGAGCAAAGGGUUUAGUCCUGGUGUUUAUACUUACAACACUGUGAUUAAUGGACUGUGCAAGAAUGGGAAGUACGAGAGAGCCAAGGAAAUUUUCGCUGAGAUGUUAAAAUCCGGCUUGAGUCCUGACUCCACCACCUACAGAUCAUUGCUGAUGGAGGCUUGUAAGAAAGGAGAUGCGGUCGAAACAGAAAAGAUUUUCAGUGAUAUGAGAUCUAGGGAUGUUGUUCCGGAUUUGGUUUGCUUUAGCUCGAUAAUGAGUCUUUUCGCUCGGAGUGGAAAUCUCGACAAGGCGUUGGUGUAUUUUAACAGUGUCAAAGACGCGGGACUGAUUCCUGACAAUGUGAUCUACACAAUUCUGAUCCAAGGGUAUUGUAGAAAAGGUAUGAUCUCUGAAGCUAUGGAUAUGAGGAAUGAAAUGCUUCGGCAGGGUUGCGCUAUGGAUGUUGUUACCUACAAUACCAUUUUGCACGGCUUAUGCAAACGGAAAAUGCUGGGGGAAGCGGAUAAGCUGUUCAAAGAAAUGACGGAGAGGGGAUUAUUUCCAGACUCUUACACUCUAACCAUACUUAUUGAUGGACACUGUAAGCUCGGAAAUCUGCAAAACGCAAUGGAGCUUUUUAAAAAGAUGAAGGAAAAGAGAAUCAAACUCGAUGUUGUGACGUACAACACACUGCUAGAUGGGUUUGGUAAAGUAGGCGAUAUCGACACAGCAAAAGAGGUAUGGGCAGACAUGGUGUCAAGAGAGAUACAUCCCACUCCAAUAUCUUACAGCAUUCUGGUUAACGCGUUGUGCAGUAAAGGCCAUCUUUCUGAGGCAUUUCGAGUUUGGGAUGAAAUGAUCAGUAAAAGUAUGAAGCCAACGGUGAUGAUUUGUAACUCCAUGAUAAAGGGAUAUUGCCGCUCUGGUAAUGCCUCGGAUGGAGAAAGCUUUUUGGACAAGAUGAUCUCGGAAGGUUUUGUGCCGGAUAUCAUCAGUUACAACACAUUGAUAUAUGGUUUCGUUAAAGAAGAAAACAUGAGCAAAGCUUUUGGUGUGGUAAGGAAGAUGGAGGAGAAGCAAGGAGGAUUAGUGGCUGAUGUCUUUACAUACAACUCGAUCUUACAUGGGUUUUGUAGACAGAAUCGGAUGAAAGAAGCUGAGGUCGUAUUGAGGAAGAUGAUCGAGAGAGGUCUAGAGCCUGAUAGGUCAACGUAUACUUCUCUGAUCAAUGGAUUUGUUUCUCAAGAUAACUUAACCGAGGCGUUUCGGUUUCACGAUGAGAUGUUGCAGAGGGGAUUCUCUCCUGAUGAUCAAUUCUGAUUCAGUAUCUUUGCAAUCUUGUGCUGAUUUUACUGCUGCAAAUUUUUGCAACUCACGUUUUAUACAAAAUGGGUCCCUGUACUUUAUAACUUAUUCAUAUUAAACCCCAGAUUCUUGUAAUUCAUAUUUAGUCCUUCUCUGUAUAAAUUUCAUCUUUUGCAAAAUAAAAAAGA
Molecule: messenger RNA, 2448 nt
Organism: Eutrema salsugineum
Lineage: Eukaryota; Viridiplantae; Streptophyta; Magnoliopsida; Brassicales; Brassicaceae
Product: pentatricopeptide repeat-containing protein At5g01110
Exons: 1
Coding region: 65-2275 (736 amino acids)
Molecular function (GO): protein binding
Source: RefSeq, a predicted model, not a curated record